This is a messenger RNA of Maudiozyma saulgeensis, 1323 nucleotides long. The record is from the annotation of a GenBank genome assembly. Lineage: Eukaryota; Fungi; Ascomycota; Saccharomycetes; Saccharomycetales; Saccharomycetaceae.
AUGGAUUUGGAAACUGACGCUGAGAAGAAUAUCGAAAUCUGGAAGAUCAAGAAAUUGAUUCAAUCUUUAGAGAAGGCAAGAGGUAAUGGUACUUCGAUGAUUUCUUUGGUAUUACCACCAAAGUCUCAAAUUGCUAUGACACAAAAGAUGUUAACUGAUGAAUAUGGUACUGCUUCUAAUAUUAAGUCAAGAGUUAAUAGAUUAUCUGUCUUAUCCGCUAUUACAUCUACUCAGCAAAAGCUGAAAUUAUACUCAAGAUUACCAGAAAAUGGGUUAGUUCUAUAUUGUGGUGAUAUGAUUACUGAAGACGGUAAAGAAAAAAAAGUUACUUUUGAUAUUGAACCAUAUAAACCAAUUAAUACUUCUUUAUAUAUGUGUGAUAAUAAAUUUCAUACUGAAGUAUUAUCAGAACUAUUAGAAGCUGAUGAUAAAUUUGGUUUCAUCGUUAUGGAUGGUCAAGGUACUUUAUUCGGUUUAUUAUCUGGUAAUAGUAGAACCGUCUUACAUAAAUUUACUGUGGAUUUACCAAAGAAGCAUGGUAGAGGUGGUCAAUCUGCUUUACGUUUUGCUCGUUUAAGAGAUGAAAAGAGACAUAAUUAUGUGAGGAAAGUAGCAGAAGUUGCUGUUCAAAAUUUCAUUACUAAUGAUAAGGUUAAUGUUAAAGGUUUAGUUCUUGCUGGUUCUGCUGAUUUCAAGACUGAUUUAAAUAAAUCCGAAUUAUUCGACCCAAGAUUAGCUGCUAAAGUUAUCAAGAUUGUUGAUGUCUCAUAUGGUGGUGAAAAUGGUUUUAAUCAAGCCAUCGAAUUAUCUGCUGAAACUUUAUCAAAUGUUAAAUUCGUUCAAGAAAAGAAAUUAUUAGAUACUUACUUCGAUGAAAUUUCUCAAGAUACUGGUAAAUUCUGUUACGGUGUUGAUGAUACUCUAAAGGCUCUAGAUCUUGGUGCUGUUGAAAUUUUAAUUGUUUUCGAAAACUUAAACAUUAUUAGAUACGUAUACAGAGAUGCUGAAGAAAAAGAAAUUAUAAAAUAUAUCAACCCAGAGACAAAGGAUAAAUCUUACGCCAUUGAUAAAGCUACUGGUAAAGAGAUGGAUGUUGUAUCUGAUCAAUUGUUAGUCGAAUGGUUAGCUGAACAUUACAAGGAUUAUGGUGCCACCUUGGAAUUCAUCACUGAUAAAUCUUCUGAAGGUGCUCAAUUCGUCACUGGUUUCGGUGGUAUUGGUUCUUUACUACGUUACAAGGUUAACUUUGAACAAUUAGCAGAAGACUCAGAUGAUGAUGAGUAUUAUGACGAUGAUGCUGAAUCUGACUACGACUUCAUUUAA